Molecule: messenger RNA, 240 nt
Organism: Kluyveromyces lactis
Lineage: Eukaryota; Fungi; Ascomycota; Saccharomycetes; Saccharomycetales; Saccharomycetaceae
Gene: MHF2
Product: Mhf2p
Exons: 1
Coding region: 1-240 (79 amino acids)
Biological process (GO): DNA repair; kinetochore assembly
Molecular function (GO): protein heterodimerization activity
Source: RefSeq, a predicted model, not a curated record
AUGUCAAACAACAGUUUCAGCACCACUAUUGCACGUAUUCUGCAAACAGAAGGGUUUCAAGACAGCAACACCAGAAUAACGGAGGAAUGUAUGCAAUUGCUCGAACCUUAUAUAGAGCUAUUUGUUAGAGAAGGAGUGCUUCGAUCCCUUGAGAAUAAAGCGGAUAUGUUGGCAGACAAGACCGUUGAUUUCGUGGACCUUGAAGCAGUAGCUGGUCUGCUGUUAAUGGAUUUUCAGUAA